AUGGGCACCGAGACCGUCGAACUCGGAGCGGAAGGCGUCAAAGCGGUGAAUCAAAUCGUCAAACAUCUGGCGGACCACGGGAUCCAUGGCGCCGUGGGAGCGUUGAAGGCGGGUGAAGUGGGGAUGGGCGGGUGGGAGGAUCUCCAGCACGGGCGGUGGCCGGGGGUCGACGGCUCUGUGGGCCGACGAGGUGGACCUCAUGCCGACUCGGGCUUCUCGUUACAAGACACGCAUGCCCAUUCUGGCCUAGACAAUUUGAUGUUGCUGACUCUCUUCCUCUUGGGCCUUGGUGCUGCCGACGGUCCCCAGGGUGAGGCUUGGGGAGUCCUAGAACAGCGUGCUGGUAACUACACGGCUGCCAGAAGAUUGUUGAGGUCUUCGCUGAGUAUAAACUCUCAAAGUGAGGUGACAUUGAUGACAUGGGCAACACUUGAGGAGGAACAGGGGGAUCCAGUUCGAGCUGAAGAAAUUCGGAACCUUUACUUUCAGCAGCGUACUGAAGUUGUGGAUGAUGCCUCAUGGGUCAUGGGCUUCCUCGACAUCAUCGACCCUGCCCUAGACAGCGUGAAGAAGCUGCUAAACCUAGAUCAGCCUUCUAGGCCGACGAGGCAAGAUGAUGUUAAAAGCACUGCCAGGAGUUCUGCAGCUGGGGAGUCUUCAGAAACUUCUGCGGCUGUAGGUUCAGAUUCCUCUGACCUUACGAGCAAUGAUGCUGGUAACAACGGGAGCGAAGCAACGGGGACUCCAACAAGUGAUUUCGAUUUGGAUGGUUUCAUCAAAAAGAGGUUGACCCUCAACCCGGCGGAGCUGGAUGCCGUGCUCGAGGGCUCUGACCCGAGGGGUGUUGUUUCUCAGAGGAGGAAACAGCGGCUGCCCAGGAAGCCACUCCCUCUUCUCCCUGUCCCGUAA
This is a messenger RNA of Miscanthus lutarioriparius, 909 nucleotides long. The record is from the annotation of a GenBank genome assembly. Lineage: Eukaryota; Viridiplantae; Streptophyta; Magnoliopsida; Poales; Poaceae.